AUGAGCACCAUCUACCGCGAUGUGGCGAUGGUUCUCGAGAGCUUCCAUCAGAAAAAAGGGAGCGUGAAGAGUCUCGUCUUUCAUAAGGACGUCAAGCAGAAGGAAUCCGUGUUUGCCCUCGUCUGCAAGACCCUCAAGUUCAAGUCCGUCCUCGAGCAGCUCGUCGCCAGCGCCAAGAUCUUCGACGAGCAGCGCCAGUUGGAGAAGCAAAAGUGGCUGGUGUACGUGAUGGUCUACGACAUGAUCCUGGCCGACGGCAUCAAGGGCAGCGGCCACUUCAAGAAGCUCCUCCUCAAAUACAAGAACCCUCUCGUCCAGGCCCUCGUGCGCAUGAAAGUCAGGGCAAAGGCGGUAGACAAUGAAGGUUUGUUGCCGGAGGAGGUGCGGAAUCCGCUGGUGCUGCCGCGCUACGUGCGGGUGAACACGCUCAAGGCGGAGGUGGCCGACAUCCUGCCCCAGCUGCCCCAGCUUCUAUCGACCAACAGCGGCGGCGGAGAUGACUCAAACGAACAAAGAAGCGCCGCCCACCAGCCCACCAAGCGAAGGCGGGCCAAGCGCGAAGAAAACGAAAACGAAAACGAAGAACAAAACAGCGAGAAGAACGAAAGCGAAGCCAAGGCUGCGGAGAAGAAUAAGAAGAAGAGCGAGAGUGAAGCUGCCGAGGAGAUCAAGGUCGAUGAACACUUGGCUGAUCUCCUGGUCCUGCCGCCGACGGUCAAAAUGAACGGCCGGCACCCGCUGGUGCAGGACGGCACGCUUGUCCUGCAAGACAAGGCCAGUUGCUUUUCGGCCCACGCGCUGUCGCCGCCGGAACACGCCCACGUCAUCGACUGCUGUGCGGCGCCCGGAAACAAAACCAGCCAUCUGGCGGCGCUGAUGAAGAACACGGGCAAGAUCUUCGCCUUCGACAUGGACCUCUACCGCCUCAACACCCUCAAGCGGCUCACCGCCCGCGCCGGAGCCACCAACAUUACUGCUGUAUGCAGCGACUUCCUCAAGGUCAACCCGCACGACCCGCAAUACGCCAACGUGGAGUACUUCAUGGCCGACCCGUCGUGCUCCGGUUCGGGCAUCGUCACGCGCUACGACGUCGCCUUCACCACCGCGCCGGAUGAGGACGAGUGGGUGGACCUUGGCGACGACGACGAGAAGAAGAAGCGGCUCGCCGGGUUGGCCGCCUUCCAGACCUCCAUCAUCACCCACUGCCUCAAGUUCCCACGAGUGAAGAAGGUGGUGUACUCGACGUGUUCGGUGCACGAGGAGGAAAACGAGCGCGUGUGGCCGCGCCGCGGCCGCCCGCUCUUCCCCGGCGCCGACAACUGCCUGCGCACCCUGCCCGUCGAGGACAAGACCAUCGGCUUCUUCGUCGCCUGCUUCGAGAUCGCCUCGUCAUCGGCCGGCACCACCGGAAAGCGAAAGCGACUGGACGAGGACGACGACAACGACGACAAGGUUGCGUCGUCUACCUCAUCAUCAUCGACAUCGUUAACAACGUCUUCAGCUUCGACGGCGACGACGACGGCGAGUGGUGGCUCUGAAGAAAAGAAGAAGAAAAAGAAGAGGAGGAAGAGGAAGAACAAGAACAAGACUGUCGGCGUAGCAGUACCAGCAUCAUCGUCGUCCUCGUAG
Molecule: messenger RNA, 1629 nt
Organism: Acanthamoeba castellanii str. Neff
Lineage: Eukaryota; Discosea; Longamoebia; Acanthamoebidae
Product: NOL1/NOP2/sun domain containing protein
Exons: 12
Coding region: 1-1629 (542 amino acids)
Biological process (GO): rRNA base methylation
Cellular component (GO): nucleolus
Molecular function (GO): methyltransferase activity
Source: RefSeq, a predicted model, not a curated record